Polyodon spathula (Mississippi paddlefish) is the source of this 1079-nucleotide messenger RNA. RefSeq names its product microtubule-associated protein RP/EB family member 3-like. The transcript has 9 exons. The record is from RefSeq and is a predicted model, not a curated record. NCBI's taxonomy places the organism in Eukaryota, Metazoa, Chordata, Actinopteri, Acipenseriformes, Polyodontidae. Gene Ontology annotation, cellular component: microtubule organizing center; cytoplasmic microtubule; microtubule plus-end. Gene Ontology annotation, biological process: protein localization to microtubule plus-end; regulation of microtubule polymerization or depolymerization; spindle assembly. The coding region runs from base 206 to 961 and encodes 251 amino acids. Gene Ontology annotation, molecular function: microtubule plus-end binding.
GCGGUGGGUGCGGCCUGCUGGAAAAAAAACAGGACUACGGCACUGAAGCUAGCAACGGCAGAGUCCGACACUGGCAAGACUGCGCACUAAGAAAUACAACAUCUGAGAAAGAGGAGAGCCUUUGCAGCACCAAAUCUUACCACCUAUAUCUGCAGGAAGCAGACAACUGUAGACUGCUUAGAAACUUGCUGCUCAAAGCUGGGGCAUGGCAGUUAAUGUGUAUUCCACCUCUAUGACCAUUGAGAACCUGAGCCGACAUGAAAUGCUGGCAUGGGUGAACGACUCGCUGCAUUUUAGCUACACCAAGGUCGAGCAGCUAUGUUCAGGUGCGGCAUACUGCCAGUUCAUGGACAUGCUUUUUCCCGGUUCUGUACACCUGAAGAAAGUCAGAUUCCAAGCCAAACUGGAACACGAGUACAUACACAACUUCAAAGUGCUGCAGGCAGCCUUUAAGAAAAUGAGCAUUGAUAAAAUAAUUCCAGUAGAAAGAUUAGUGAAAGGGAAGUUCCAGGACAACUUUGAGUUUGUGCAAUGGUUUAAGAAGCUCUUCGACGCAAACUACGACGGGAAGGACUAUGACCCUUUGCAGGCCAGGCAUAGCCAGGAGGUGGUGGCUCCACACAAUCCAGUGCCACAGAGGACAUCCCCAACUGUGCCCAAGAUUGUGCCAGCACCUCAGAGGGUGCCCCACACAACGCCCUUCAUGGGUGGCGGCAGAAAAAACACGCCUGUUGGCCGGAACGGUGGCAGCGAUGCAGAUGCACAGAUCAUGGAACUCAACCAACAGUUAAUGGAACUUAAAUUGACAGUAGAUGGGCUGGAGAAGGAGAGGGAUUUCUACUUCAGUAAACUGCGGGACAUUGAGCUGAUCUGCCAGGAACAUGAAAGUGAAAACAAUCAAGUCAUCUCCAAGAUUAUAGAGAUUCUCUAUGCUACAGAGAAUACCACAGUUGAUGGGUAAAUCCCCUAGUGUGCAGCAGACGUUGCGAUGGCUUCGCAUCUCCAGAAGAUGACAAAGUUGACGGACAACAGCAUGAGGACCAGGAUGAAUACUGAACCCAAUUUUGCCCCCCCCCCCC